CAUUCGUAUAGCAUGGAAGACACAUCAACGACGCGUCAACAAAAGCACCAUACAAACAACAGACAACAUAGCCCUAAAAAGAGCUUGGAGACAAUGAUUGGCAAAACGAUCAAGAUCAAGACAGCUUCUAAUGAACAAAUAGAAGGCUUCAUCUAUACAUAUGACCGUAUUACCAACUGUUUAGUGAUUGAUUGUACAACUCAUACUAAACAGUCUAAUUUUCGUAUCAUCAAAAUAUCCUAUAUCAAAGAAAUCAUCUCUAUCAGUGGAGAAGCCAAAAAGGACUAUAUGCCCAUUCAGCCUAUUCCAGUAGACCGCCUAAAGCACCGUGAAUCAGAAACAGUCAAAGAAUUUAAACACCAAGUCUCCAAGAUUGGUGUAGGCGUCACAAAAGAAGCACAAGAUAUAUUUAAUGCAUUAAGCAAAACAUUACCAUGUCGAUGGUCAAAAGAUACCAUUGUGGUGAUGGAUGAAAUAUUGAUUUCACCUCCUUAUGGUGUAGAAGAUUGUAAAGCCAAUGCGACAUCAGCAGCAUUACUUGCUCGAGUUAAAAAAGUGCUUGAAGGUGAAAGAAAGCGACUUUUAAAAUAAAUAGUUUUUCACAUGAUUUCUUUCUUUCUUUUUUCUCUCUUUCUUUCUUUUUCUUUAUAUGCCUCAUUCUUUUUCAAAUUGUCCUUUACGCUCUUG
This is a messenger RNA of Gilbertella persicaria, 687 nucleotides long. RefSeq names its product anticodon-binding domain-containing protein. NCBI's taxonomy places the organism in Eukaryota, Fungi, Mucoromycota, Mucoromycetes, Mucorales, Choanephoraceae. The record is from RefSeq and is a predicted model, not a curated record. The coding region runs from base 13 to 591 and encodes 192 amino acids. The transcript has 4 exons.